UUUGUGAAAUUACUGACCCUGUUACACAAAAACAUCACUUUUUUUCUCACUUAUAAGCACGAAUAUUGAGCAAAAACACUGUUUAGUGUAUCUUUAUUAUAUUUACAUACAGAUUUACACAGCACAAGAAGUCUUACGGACAGUUUUAGAACUUAGCCGUUUUGGUUUCUCAUCCGUUUAGAUACACGCCCCCUGUUGGCCGUUGUGUUAAACUGCAGCGGUUGAGGCAUGAUGAAUGCAGAGUGGGAGGGCUGGUCGGAGCAGUGAAAGUGGAGUGGGUAGGCUGGUUGUUGAGGAAAGUGCUGCGCCUCAGGACCCUCCUCUCUUCACUACGGCGCUUCUCGCCCGUUGUUCGUGAGACGUGAGGCCCUUCUGAACAACUCCGGCUCGCCUUGACUACCUUUCUGUUUUAAAGAAGUCCCUGUCUGAUAUUUCUCCGGACCCUUACUGCCUUAUUUGGAUUUUUAUUACCUUCUUUUUUGAAUUGACCAACGGUUUUUAACGGCUCCGGCCAUGGCAGCGAGCGCGAAGCGAAAACAGGAGGAAAAACACCUGAAGAUGCUGCGGGAAAUGACGAGUUUAGCGCUCAACCGAAAGUGCUUCGACUGCGACCAGCGCGGCCCGACCUACGCCAACAUGACCGUGGGCUCGUUCGUCUGCACGUCCUGUUCAGGCAUCCUACGAGGCCUGAAUCCUCCCCACAGAGUGAAGUCUAUCUCCAUGACGACUUUCACGCAACAGGAAAUUGAAUUUCUACAGAAGCAUGGAAAUGAGGCAUGUAAACAGAUAUGGCUUGGCCUUUAUGACGACAGAAACUUGGCCAUCCCAGACUUCAGAGAACCUCAGAAGGUCAAAGAGUUUCUUCAGGACAAAUACGAAAAGAAGCGAUGGUAUGUUCCUCCAGAGCAGGCUAAGACUGUGGCGUCGGUUCAUGCGUCUAUCUCUGGUUCAUCUGCUAGCAGCACCAGCAGUACUCCAGAGGUCCGACCUCUCAAAACCUUACUGGAGGAAUCAGUACCCAGUUUACACUUUAGCAAAAACACACCCAGCCAGUCUCCGGUUGUGUCACGCGCUCAGCUGGCCCAGCAGCAGUAUCAGGACAGGAAGUUCGAUCUGCUCAGCGAACUGGGUGGCGACAUUUUUGCUGGUCCGCAUUCUCAAUCCACAGGCAACGCAAACUUUGCCAACUUUGCACAUUUCAACAGUCAUUCGGCAGCGCAGAAUGCGAAUGCUAAUGCAGACUUUGCCAAUUUUGAUGCGUUCAAAAGUUCUGCUGCUCCAACCGCAGCAGCAUUUCCACCAGCUCCACAGGACUCAUUUCAGCCCACACAACCAGUGUACAACAGUCUCCCAUUUAGUCGCAGUGUGGGAGAGUUUACCUCAACGCUGCCUCCACUGGCCAUGCACAGUAGCUCAUCAGGACUAGUUAAUGCCAACUUUGCGAACUUCGAUAACUUCCCCAAAUCGUGCAGUGCUGAUUUUGCCUCGUUUAGCUCCACCCAGAGUAACUCUGUGGGGGAGGGUCAUAAAGCGGAAGCAGGCAGUGUCCCUGCGGAUCGAUACGCAGCCCUCGCCGACCUUGACAACAUAUUCAGCACCAAACCUGAGCAAGGUACGAGUUCCGCCCCUCCAUCAGCAGGUGUGGGUCCGCCCCCUCCACAGGCAGCUCUGUUGGGCGGCGAUCGCUACUCUGCUCUAGCUGAACUGAACACUGUCUUCUGCUCCUCAGCGCCAAAUGUGAGCGGCUACAACGCUGCCACCACAACACAAGGGUCUAUGUUUGGAUCCUCUACAGCCGUUCCUCCAGCUCAAGCACAACAGGGUUUACCCAGCAUGCUUCAGGGUUUUACAGGGCCUUCAACGAAUCCAUUCGUCGCUCCGGGGGCUCCGCAGGCCACUAACCCAUUUCAGACCAAUGGGAGAGGAGCAGCACCAGGAGUGGGCGUGGCCACAGCAGACAUGUUAGGACCCCUGCAGGGUCAGGCUUACCCUGCAGCCCACUUUGCCUCUUUCGGUCCACCGUCCAUGAGCAUGCCGACUGGGUUUGGAAACACUGCUGCAUACAACCUUCCCACCAGCUUCAGUGGAAACUUCCAGCAGGCAUUUCCUGGACAGCCGUUCACCCAGCCUCACGCGUAUCCCCAACAACCCAACGGAGGUUUUGCUGCAUUUGGUCAGGGUAAGGUCGCUCCUUUUGGACAGAACAUGACGGGACCUGGAAUAACCAACAAUCCCUUCCUGGCAGGGGCACCAGCAGCACAGUUUCCUGCAGGAGGCUCAUCCACAAACCCCUUCUUAUAGCACUCCUUUGACCUCCGGCGGGUGACCUGCGACUCGUUCGCACCUCUUGCACUGUUUUGUUGCGCAAGUAGCUUUAAAAAAAAACAUCAAUUUCUUAAAGAAUUUUUUUACUGAAUUUUAAGAUCAGAAGGAAAAAGGAAAAAAAACAGCAAAAGAAUAAAUACAUGAUCCUGUCUAUGGCAACAUCCAUAGCAUCAGAAAACAAAACAUGAUGCAGGGUUGUCUGGAGAAAAGGAGCUUUUUUUUUUUACCAUGCUCCUUUUGUCUUUCCUGUGAACUGGCCUGGAAAUCAUCUGCACAAUGUGGCGGAUAACUAAGUUAUUGCAAACCUCCUGUUCAUGUUAAUGCUGCAAUUCUGUAUAUAAUUCUUUCAUAGAAAUUGCUAAAUUUUAGAUCUUUGUGCAUAUCAGUAUUUGUAUCUUUAACACAUACACACACGUACACACACAUACAUAUGCUGCAUAUAUGGCGUUGACGUCCGCCAUGCUGUGAAUAACAUAAAGCAAGAAUGUGGAAUUCCUUUUUGACAUCGCCUUUUUGUGCUUUUGGAGUUUCUGAGAAUGAGGCAAAAAAACAUUGAGGAGCUACAAGACUCUUUUUGGAUGUCAACUCCUCCUGAACUCAUAAGACUCUGAAUCAAGACCACUUAUGUUACAGAAAUCUAAGUUAAUGUGUGUAUAUAUAUAUAUAAAUAAAUAUACAAUAUAUAUUAAAA
Messenger RNA from Megalobrama amblycephala (Wuchang bream), 3016 nucleotides. RefSeq names its product ArfGAP with FG repeats 1a (gene agfg1a). The record is from RefSeq and is a predicted model, not a curated record. Lineage: Eukaryota; Metazoa; Chordata; Actinopteri; Cypriniformes; Xenocyprididae. The transcript has 15 exons. Gene Ontology annotation, molecular function: GTPase activator activity. The coding region runs from base 514 to 2301 and encodes 595 amino acids.